Messenger RNA from Ostreococcus tauri, 351 nucleotides. RefSeq names its product unnamed product. Lineage: Eukaryota; Viridiplantae; Chlorophyta; Mamiellophyceae; Mamiellales; Bathycoccaceae. The coding region runs from base 1 to 351 and encodes 116 amino acids. The record is from RefSeq and is a predicted model, not a curated record. The transcript is spliced from 4 exons.
AUGAGAAUCAGGGAUCCAAGCAGAGUGCGCGGUUCUGGUUUCGUUCAGUUUCCGCCACAGAGACCUUUUGAGGGCCCCGUGAUUUAUCAACCACCGACAGUCUGCUCAACGCACACACCGAACCUUCAAACUGCACGAGCGGCAAGUACACCACACCCAACUUUGCCUCGCUCACACAACUCCCAAAAGCCACGCCCCACAACCGCUUUGAAUCAGCCUGCUCAUGUCGUAAAUAGUACGAUUACGACGGAAAAGUCGAAGCUUGUUCGCAACUCCUGUUCUGAGAGCUCCACGAAACUUUCACGUGCACAGGCAAAGCGACUCCGCAAAAAGAAAAGAGAUAGCACCUAG